ACCUCCUGCACAAGUGGAUUCAUGUACGAAUAAAAACGCGCGAGUCAUAUGCUAUAUCAUCUUCAUGGUGCGGUAGUCGUAGUUGCUUUUGAGCUGUGCAGCCAGGGCUCUUCUUGAGUCGGUGUCGGAUCCCGCUAGACAGAGCGUACAUUUCACCAGAAAACAUAAGUACUCACAAAGGGAAACAUCAGAAUGCAGUUUCUCCUCCUGGUGCCAGGAUCUCGAAGGAAAUGUAGGACCACCAGCAGAACGCAACUCAUCCCACGUGGAUGACGAACAAGAAUUUAUUUAUAGUAGUACCACGAUCCCAGCAACGACGCCGCGCCUCAGCAUGACAAACUAAAACUUGUUCGCUGAUUAUACGAUGGACACACGUUUAGCACGACAAGAUCAAGAUGGACCGCAAAACCAGGCACUCAAGCUCGUUUUCUCUUGAUUUUAUGGUCUAGUCGUGCCAUUGAUUUGCGCUUCUGACUGCAACACAGCUUUCGCUGUCUGCAGGAUUGUAGUUUUUGUGCUUAGUAGUGUGCUGGUCGUGCUGCACGACAAGGCAGAAAUAAAAGAAGGAGCAGGCUAAGCAGGGGCAUUGAUAUUGAAGAAGAAGAUUCGAAAUCUACUCUACGGGAGGCGACCUGCGAACUGCUAAGACUGCUCUGCCGCACCUCCAAAGCGGGCGCAGCUUCGUUUCGUCUAGGCGAGCGCGGGGACAGAAAACGAAUUCCUCCGCGUCUUGCAGAAAACAACCUCCAUACGAACAACAAGCCCCUCGUCAUUGAAUCACCAUGGCCGCUCCUGCUCCAGAAAAUGUGGAGCACCGGCAGCACUACACGCCGCGACAGCCCGGCAAGCCGCAACCCCUGCCCCAGACCCCCGGAUCAGCUCGAAGCAACCGUGGAAUUCUGAAUACCAACAGGAUGAUGCAGCUCGAUCUCCCAGAGCAGGCUCUCCUAAUGCUGGAGGAAAUUGCCAUAGAGCGGGACGAAGUCGAGCGACAGGCAGCAGGAGGUGCUCAACUACAAAUAACUGGCGCGACGGCAUCCUAUAGUACUGGCGCCAACAAGAUGGUAACUACAUCUGCUGCCCCGACGAGCUCCUCCUCGCACCUCGAAUGGUUUGAGUCUCUCCUGAAGGAGUACCACGCCCGCUUGCACACCAAAGAGGGCAAGACCUUCACCAAGGUGACCGCACGGCUGAAGCAUAUCAAAUGUAAAAAUGUCUGGGUCUGGAAACUUGUGAUGCCGUGUGGCGUAUCAUGAGGAGGCGACAAUUGCUGGCUCAGCAUGACAAGUUUCUGAGCUUCUAGGUGUUGCCUAUUCUGCAUGACAAACUACGUUUCUGCAUGACAGAAAAGUGGGGCUCUUUGGUAAUGUGCAUGACAGAUCUAAGAGUCAUGCCAAACAAGCAUGACAAACUUGCAUUCUUCCAGGCCCAGACAUUCUUACAUUUGAUAAAGCAGUGGGAGAGACAGAAGUCGCUGGCCAGGCUGACCGGGGCGAUCCGCACGUAUGAACUGCAAAAGUAUCGUACUCGUAUGAAUGCAUUACAAAUUUCCUCAGCAUGAGAAAUAAGAUCUGUAAUGCGGAUUUCCCUAUAGGGAAAAGAUUUGUAAUGCAUGAUUACAGUACAAGUGCGAUAGUUUUGCACAGGAUAGCACGGCCGGCGGUGCGACGUCGCGAACGCCCAGGAGUGGACGGCACAGCGUGAAGUCACAAUCGAGCUUUUUCGCCUCGUCAGACAACGAUGAAGAUGCGCUUACCGAGGGAGCGGCUACCCCCGGGUCUGGCUAUGACGAAGCAGGGGGAGAGGGAAAGCAGAAAUACGCCGAAGCAAUCCGCACUGAAAGUAAGAACAGCACCAAGCGCGAAGUCGAGCAGCUGCGCAAGGAGAUUUCCUUAUGGAUGUGUCAGGAUCGAAAUCGACAAAAUCGAAAAACUUGUGAUGCAUAAAAUGUAGGGCACUGAAGGCCUGUAUUGGGGAGCAGGCAAAUGAGGGCGAUUGUAAGCCUGUUUAGAGGUAUACAAUGUGCUGCCAGAGUAGCAUGACAGAAGGAGUCUUCUUUGCCCGAACAGCAUGACAGACUGGAUUUGGGUGCUCCCAAAAUUUGUCAUGCGCCACUUGGAAACUGAGGCUCCAACUGACAUCAAUUUUUUGCAUCACAAAUUUUUCGAUUUUGUCAAUUUCGAUUCUGACACUUCCACAUUCCUUCGCUCUCUUUACACGUGGAGGUGUAGCCACUCCCAUAUCAAGUGCAAAAAUGUCUGGGUCUGGAAUAAAGUUGGAACUUGUAAUGCUGGCCUUACAUUCUUGUGAAAUCUGUAUUGCAUGACCAACAAAACAAGCGGCAGCCUCUCUUGUCAUACAAGAACGCAGUUUCUGAUGCGGAAUGCGUAUGAGAAAGCGUUCUGCAAACUUGUCAUGCCUUGCUGGAUAAGAAAAUGUUUCCAUCAUGCACAUUUUAGCAUCACAAAUUUCCAGACCCAGACAUUAUAUUUGCAAUGCAUAUCCCACCGCGGGUAGCAAAAACGCUGCAGGUGCUGGCGAAGCCGGAGGCGAAGUCCUCGACGGUUUGGAUGGCGUCGUCCUGCACGAGGAUUCAAAAGAGCUCAGCAAUGCAGGAGGGACGAAAGCACAAAUGGAAACGAAACCACCGCAAAUGAACUUCUUCGCCCCGAAAUUUACGAAGCGAGAAAAACUGACCGCGCUUGCCGCAUUCCUGGUUUCCAUCUUUGCAGUGGUGCUGAUGUGCGUGUGGAAACCGCACCAGCCGAGCGAGGUCCUGCACACCACGCGACUAUGCUCUGCAAAAGUUGCGAGUAAGUACCUGAAGAAGAAGAUCGGACGGAUUUUUGAUGUAAUUUUUAUUCUCGCAUCAUGGCAAAUCAUCUCGUGGUCCCAUACAACCCUUGUGUCGCUGUUUUAUCCAACAUUGCACUUCCGCACCCGCCGCACGUUCAUCUUUCGACCAUGAGAUUAGUACAGUAGAUCUACUUUGGCCUUGCGACAAUGAUUAUAUUUGUCAUGCAGUUAUUCCACCUGACUGAUGUUGGUCCUGGUGCUCCCUGCUCUCCUUUUGCGCUGCAUACCGGCUGACGAAGUACAACUCUUUCAUCACCAGUCCAGUCUACACCAUUUCGGAGUCGCAGCCACUGGUUAUGCCUUUGGAAGACCACAACAACCACGACUCCACCCACGUAGAGGUGAUUGAUUUGAAGAUGUUUGCGGCCCAGCAGCCGCGGACCGACAGCGACUCGGUCAAGGAGAAGGUGCAAUUAUGAAAUGCAAAAGCAUCGUACUAGUAUAAAUCGCAUGACAAAUUUCUUCAGCAUGAGAAAUCGCAUUAGUAAUGCGGAUUUAACUUGAGAAAGAAAUUUGUCAUGCAUAUCUGCAAUUAGUACGAGUAGUGCGAUACUUUUGCAAUUGAUAGCAGUGGAAGAUUUACAAUUCCCUCAACGAGGUCGUAAAGUCUGGGAGCCUAUCAAGUGUAAAAAUGUCUGGGUCUGGAAGAAUGCGCGACUUGUCAUGCAGAUUUUCCAUGACCCAUAAGGUGUUGAAUGCAGGGCCUAGCAUGACAGAUUCCGCGCGAUCUCUGUCAUGCCUAUCCUGCAUGAGAAACUCCCUCCCGACUUGGUCAAAACUGGACGACUUUUGGUAAUCAUGCAACACAGAUUUUCACAUGCUUCAGAUUUAGCAUGACAAGUUGCGUUCUUCCAGACCCAGACAUUUUUACGUUUGAUAGAGCCUGCUGCUUUCGAAGGACGAAGAAGUGGAGUAUUUCGAGACCCUCGAUGUGGAAAGUCUCCAUCCCGUCAAAGCCGAAUUCACCCUUACGCGCGAGACGACAGCCGGCGUCGCCCUGACGGGACACACCGACUUUCUCGGGUUGAAAGUGCAACUCGUCUGCUUCACCUGGUUGGGCAAGUGGCGACUGUACUUCGCCGUGAUUUUGUUCCUCGGCACCUUCGCGCUGAUCAUCUCAGAGGUUGUCCACCGUGUGUACGUCACCUUGGUCGCGGCCACGAUCGGGUUGUUUCUGAACUCCGUGGUGCACGAACAAAUUCACUUGAAAGAAACCAUAGCGAUGAUUGACUUCGGAACCCUGCUAUCCACUGCAACAAUAUGUGUCUGGGUCUGAAUUUGUGAUGAGAGAUCUGUUGAAGAACGCCAAGAUCAUCUGUGAUGCAGGAAUACGAGUGGUCAGCGUCAGUGUGUGAUGUUGUGAAACUUUCCUCUACCUCCGUGUCUGUUUCAUAUGACUUUUCCGAAUGCAUCUGCAAUAGGCCUCUCGGAAAAUUUUUCAUGCUGUUAUGCAGUACAAGGACAAGCCGCUUUUACAACCUUUGCGUUGAUGCGAUCCGAGCUUCGGCAGCAGAAAUUUCCAGACCCAGACAAAUUUCCAAAUCAUACCUGAUGCUCCUCUUCUCCAUGAUGAUCAAUGUGAAUUUCCUCGCGCAAACGGGCUUCUUUCAGUGGUUCAGCUAUCCUGGUGCAAAAGUAUCGUACUCGUACUUCAAUAAAAUCCCAGUCAUGCAAGGCAAAGCUCUUUUCGAAGCUAAAUCAGCAUGACAAGAAUUCAGUUUGUCGAGUUCAGUUUGUCAUGCUCCUGAGCCAAUUUGUAUUGCAGUUUUUACUACGUAGUGCGAUACUUUUGGGUUGCAUAUCAUCGUGAAAAUCGUCAUUUUUUCGAAAUGUGACGUACGCAAGCUGUUUUUCCUCCUUGCCAACAUCACGGGCAUACUCUCCGCUUUCCUCGACAACGUUACCGUCGUCAUGCUGAUGGGACCGCUCACUUUAUCCUGUGUAGAAACGACCUCGUGGUCUCCCUGUACUAGGUAGCAGAUUUGGCAUGAUUACUUAUGGCGAUUCGCUACCAUAUUACCAAGACCAAUUAUGAUGCGUCUCCUUAACAUUUUUCAUUUUGAGUGGCAUUUCCCCGCUCCGCGGAGCCAGACUUGUCGUGCAAACUUUGAAAUAUUAGCGCAACUCUAUCUUGAUUCGUGUAACGGCAGUCGCGUCUUGACCCUGGGGAGGUGAGGAUGCUUCUACACAGGAUACAAGUUCCAGCUGUGCAAAGCCUUUCGGAGGAAUCCAAAGCCGUUCUAUCUAGCGCAAGUCAUCUGCGCGACUGUUGGUAUUCAGUAUGAUCAAAUAUCUCCUGUUUACUUGGUCACUUUUGAAGGCUGCAUUGGUAUCUGUCGCGCCUGAAAAUCGAAAAGGAAAAGAUGACUGUGCUGGAAAACUAAGUAAUCCUAUUCCUAAAAGUCCGCAACUACACGACUGCAGGUGGCACCUCGACCCUGAUAGGCGAUCCCCCCAAUAUCGUUAUCGGCUACAAGCUGAAGAUAUCAAAUGCAAAAAUGUCUGGGUCUGGAAGAGUACAAACUUGUGAUGCGCAUUUCAAGACACAGAAAGAUCUCUCUCUCAUGCAUAGUUAGCAAAAGCUGUCCAGUUUCUGCCACCAAGAUGGGGCGACAUUUGUCAUGCGGAUUCGGCAUUGCGAAAGUUUCUCGAAACCCGUGAUGCUAGAGCUCCCAUGCCAGACCUUCUGUGUCAUGCAAAAACAGCAUGACUCUUCCAGACCCAGACAUUUUUACAUUUGAUAGAAGGUUGGCUUCGUCGAUUUCCUGAUCUACAACGCCCCCCUGAUCGUCGUUUUGCUUCCCCUGUCUAGUUAUGAACUGCAAAAGUAUCGUAAUAGUAGUAAUUGCAAUACAAAUUAGCUCAGCAUGACAAAUGGAAUUUGUCAUGCUGUUUUGCCUUGGGAUGAAGAUUUGUAAUGCAUGACUCCUGCGAUUACUUACUACGAGUACGGUACUUUUGCACAGGAUACUAGUUACCUGCUGUACCGCCAGUUCCGGGAGGAGAUUCUUGCCGGAGAUAUUCCGAGUAAAAACAUCCCCAUCCCAGAGUUGUCAUGCAAAUUUGCAUGCCAAAAAAGUUUCUCAUGCGAAGCCCCAUGAGAAGCUUUUUCUAGUCGUGUUUUGGGAUUUGUGAUGCUAGAAAUAGCAUGAUAUGCUAGAUCUGUGAUGCUGCUGAACUAGCUAAACAGGACUCCACUACGAGGACAAACUUGUCAUGCGAGACAACCAAAGUUGGCCGAUUUGUCUAGCAGAUUUUCCACGUUGACUCUGGUAUGGGGACGUUUUUACUCAGGAUAGGAGAGCCGGAUGACGAGGUAGAGGAUCAGGAUGAUCUACGAAGAAUAAAUUUGCAAGAACAGGAUGAAAACCAAGCGAAGCCUCCGCAGCUUCAGCCAGAUGGUGCCAUGGCUCCUGCAAAACAAGCCGAUGCGAUCGUGGUGACCACUGCAACGGAGGAUGAGAAAGGCCAUAUGAAGAUGAGCGUGCGCAACUUCCUAUACCCCUAUUUCCUCAGUCUUCAUGUCCAAGUCCAGUGUAAGUGACCCUUGAGCAGCAACGGAAGCACUUGUAAGAACACUACGAACACCAGCUAGUAAGUAUGUAGCCUGUGCAUAACGUGACUACAUGCGGUGACUGCAGUACGGUCUGCAAAAGAUCGCGCAGGAUAAAGUCACGAUUUGCCUUUUUUUGCAUGACGAAUGAGAGGCACGAACAGGGGGUGGAUUUUUGCGCCGUGAUAUGCCAAGAACCCCUGCAACUUCCAAUAACGCAAAGAGAUCACGCAACAUCAUCAAACAUCGCCGACGCGGCCGACUCCAGAACCUCUCAGGAGGCUGUUGGGCAGCGAAGCACCCGGAGCAACGCGAGCUAUUCGUCAUCCGCUUCCUCGAACGGGGUGGUGUUUGUCGACUUGGAAAAACUCAAGCGCGACAACCGGAUCACCGAUCACUACAUGCUCCUCAAAGUCACUGCGGUGUUUGCGGGCAUUUUCCUGGCCCUCUGCCUUUCUAUCAAAUGCAAACAUGUCUGGGUCUGGAAGAAUGCAAGGUUUGUCAUGCUUGUCUGGCAUGACUGAACAGUUUGUGAUGGUGCGUGUCCAAGAAGAGACACUCGUGCGUGUCAUGCAACAACGCAGUUUGUCAUGCGGAAAGCGCGACACUAAGCAGCGCAGAUAUUUCUCAUGCUUGGCUGUGCAUUACAGAGUCUGCGCUAUUCCCCACCCAGCAUUACAAGUUUCCAGACCCCAUUUUGCAAUGCAUACUUUCCCCGGUGCACCAACAAGAGGCAGCGUGGUUCACGUUCUUGGGAAUGCUGCUGCUGUGUUAUCAAAAGGAAAAAUCCCCCCCCCUACCGAAAACGAAACUUGUGUUGCUGUAUUUGAGCUACACAAAUUGACUUGUAUUGCUAGAACGCCAAGAGACGCAGUUGUUCCCUCUUUUGCAGGCAAUUUGUCAUGCUGUCUGCUUUUCCAGUUGCCUCCUGUCAUUCUGAAGACGCAAGGCUUUCCUACGCCACUCAGCACUACAGUCCGCUUCUUUUGCCUUCUAGCAUGACAAAAUGAUUUGUGGUCUCAAAUCAUGCUACACAAAUCGCCGUCUCAGUAUGGGGAGAGGGGAUUUUUCAUUUUGAUAUGUGUUUUCUCCUCACCAGUCACGAAAUCCACCACGUUUUGGAGUCCGUGGAGUAUCCUGAGUAAAAACGUACCCACGCCAGAGUUGUAAUGCAGAUACAGAUUCGCAAAGACAGGAAGACUUGUAAAAAUGCGCAUCCCCAUGAUAGCCAUUUCCAAUUGUGUUUUGGAAUUUGUGAUGCUGUGAACAGGAUGAGCAGCUGGAUUUGUGACGCGGCUGCACUUGCUAGCCUGCACUACACUGCAGUGCGUUCAACUUGUCAUGUGUGACUCACAAAACUCCUAGGUUUGUGUUGCAAAAUCCUCAUUUUGAUUCUGCUGGUGUGGGUACGUUUUUACUCAGGAUAUGGAGUGGGACGUGCUCAUGUUUUUCGCGUCCCUUUUCGUACUGGUCGAGUGUCUAUGCAUUGCAAAAGUGAAGUCGCACUGUGCGUCGAUUGCAAUUACAAUUUUUUAUUUCAAGAAGAAAUUCGACGUAAGUUCCCACGCCAAAUUGAUCAGGUAGGAGGGUUACGUUAUGAAACUUGUCAUGCCCAUAAAUUGCAAUUUAUUACAUCUUCAAAUGCGAUAUAUGAACUUUUGCAGCGGAUAGCGUCUCGCCGAGCUCGGUUUGAUUCGACUAGUUGGCGAGUGCAUUUCGAACGUGAUCUCGUCCAUCGAUGACGAAAGCGCCCGACUUCCGGUGGCGAUGCUGCUCAUCCUCUGGGUGAGCUCGAUGGGCAGCGCGUUUUUGGAAUCCCUGCCGUACACGACGACGAUGUGCUACCUGCUGCUCGCGCUGAAGACGGAGGAGGACACAACGAAUAAACUGGGCUUCGAGGUUAUGCAAUACAAAUAAUUUUCCGUACAUGUACAAGCGGCAUCACAAAUUUCACCAGUUUGGAGUGCUGUAAGUAACACGACGAUAAUUAGCCAAGUCGCGUUUUUUGCGACUUGGCUAAUUCGAAUUUCCGGGCUGUUUGGCUACUCGGGCCUGUCCAUAGACAGCUUCUGGGCUCUCGAAUUAGCCAAGUCCGGGAGAUACUUAGCCAAGUCGCGUUCUUUGCGACUUGGCUAAUUCAAAUUCCCGGGCUGUUUGGCUUCUCGGACCUGUCCAUAGACAGCUUCUGGGCUCUCGAAUUAGCCAAGUCUGGGAGAUAAUUAGCCAAGUCACGUUUUUUGCGACUUGGCUAAUUCGCAUUCCCAGGCUGUUUGGCUUCUCUGACCUGUCCAUAGACAGCUUCUGGGCUCUCGAAUUAGCCAAGUCCGGGGGAUAAUUAGCCAAGUCGCGUUUUUUGCGACUUGGCUAAUUCGCAUUCCUGGGCUGUUUGGCUACUGGGACCUGUCCAUAGACAGCUUCUGGGCUCUCGAAUUAGCCAAGUCCGGGAGAUAAUUAGCCAAGUCGCGUUUUUUGCGACUUGGCUAAUUCGAGUUCCCGGGCUGUUUGGCUACUCGGACCUGUCCAUAGACAGUUUCUGGGCUCUCGAAUUAGCCAAGUCCGGGAGAAUGUCAUGCUAAACUAGGAUCGAGCCCCAGUUUUGUCAUGCAGAGAUGGCAUUUGUACGUCGUGUACGGGAAAUUUACUGUGGAUAGUGGUCGAAAACUUGUCCUACGCGCUCUCGGUUGGCGCUUGCAUCGGGGGGAUCGGGAGCAUCAUGGGAUCUAGCGUUAUGCUGUGUGGAAAACCACUCAAUUUGCAGCUUUUUUAUCUUUGCUAGUACUAGAUCGGCGUCGGCGUACUCGAGGGCAAAAAAACUUUGUCUUCAUCAUCAUCAAGAAUCUCGAACGCAAUUUCUCACACUGAAAUGACUCAGUCCCACAUAGAGAGCCUCUGCUUCCAGGAUCUGACUUGAGCAUGUUCGUCGACGUCCUACAACGCCCACUUCUAAUCUACGACUUUUGAUAACCAUUGCGCUUCCUUUAGAAGUUGUUUUCCGACAGCUCGUGCAUACUUGCUAACCUCGUGGCGAUGGGGAUCUGCUCCAGGUACCUUCCUAUCAAAUGUAAGUAAAAAUGUCUGGGUCUGAGAGAAUGCAACUUGUCAUGCUAAAUCUGAAGCAUGCAAAAAUCAGUGUUGCACGAUUGCCAAAAGUCGUCCAGUUUUGACCAAGUCGGGGGGGAGUUUCUCAUGCAGGAUAGGAAUGAGAGAGAUCGCACAGAAUCUGUCAUGCUAGGUCCUGCAUUCCAGACCUCAUGGGUCAUGGAAAAGCUGCGCGACAAGUCGCGCAUUCAUCCAGGCCCAGACAUUUUUGCUCUUCCCUGUGCUGUACCAUGGUCUUGCUUCCAGACAAAACACCAGACAUUUUUGCACUUGAUACUUCCCGCAGACGCCCCCCUGCACCACAAGAUCCAGGGCAAGGACUUUUUGAAGUACGGCUUUCCCGUGUUGCUGAUCUUGACGGCGGUCAGCUCGGUGUACCAGUAUGUGAUUUUUUCAGUGGUGCAGUAACUCUAACUUACUACAUUGAGAGCGAAUUAUAACUCCAAGGCCGGUGCUGCGAGAAAAGAACUUGAAGAUCAUGGUGCUGGUGUUGAGCAACUCCUUUGGCAAUUCUUCUGCGCCACUCCUUUGGCAAUCCUAAUUUUGGAAACAAAAGGAAAGAAAUGGUAACUGUAGACGUAGAAAUAUCAAAAUCAAACUGAAAGAAAACAAUUGGAUUUGCUUAGCGGUACUCGGAUGUGAAGUGGUAAACAAGCGCCAGCAAGCAUCAGCGUCAUGAUCCAUAGCAAGAAAGUAGCUCGGUCGUAGAAUGUAACAUUGUGAUUGUCUUGAGCGUCGUGGUCCCUCUACACCGAC
Messenger RNA from Amoebophrya sp. A120, 10264 nucleotides. The record is from the annotation of a GenBank genome assembly. NCBI's taxonomy places the organism in Eukaryota, Dinophyceae, Syndiniales, Amoebophryaceae.